Thermochaetoides thermophila DSM 1495 is the source of this 1806-nucleotide messenger RNA. RefSeq lists its product as uncharacterized. Bases 1 to 1806 code for a protein of 601 amino acids. The transcript has 2 exons. The record is from RefSeq and is a predicted model, not a curated record. Lineage: Eukaryota; Fungi; Ascomycota; Sordariomycetes; Sordariales; Chaetomiaceae.
AUGAAGAACGUCGUUCCCCUCCUGGCGCUCGCCGCCGGCGCCCAGGCGACUUUCCCCAUCUUUGCCCCUCCCUUCAGCUGCCCGGCCAACACGGAUAACAAGUGUCUGCCGAACCAGUUCAAGGGCUUCGACUUCGCUGAUCUCAACAUUGGCGAGUUUUUCAAUUACAACGACUUCAACUUCCGUGGCUGGAAGUGCGAGGACGAGAUCGAGCAGCGUGGCCGCUUCGCUGUCCGCACCGGCAGGAAGGUCAUCGGCGGUGUCUGCAGCUCUGAUAAGAAGAACUCGCCCUCCUUUGGCUGCGGUCCCAAUAUUGACAAGUUUUCUCUGGGCCACAUCGUCGUGAAGCCCGAGUUCGAUAUCGACCUCGAGUUCCACUACGACAUGCCUGAUGGCUCUGUCUGCAAGCAGCGCGCCCCCUGCAAGAAGUCCGGUACCAAGGUCGUCAACAAGCAGUGCGGUGGUGCCAAGAAUGUCACCAUCAUUGUUCCUCCUCAGAAGGACAAGCCGAAGCCGACGUGCAGCAUCAAGGUUCCCACCAUCUCCUUCGACUGCAACACUCCCACCAGCACUCUUCCUCCCAAGACUCGCACUACCGCCACUCCCCCGCCGGUCACUACUACGACUACCCAGUCGUCUGUGAUCGUUCCUCCAGCUGAGACCACUGCCACUCCUGAGGAGAGCAGCACCAGCACUGGUGACGUUCCGGCCAUUACCCCGCCUGCCGAGGAAACCACUAGCGCCUCUCCUGCGGAUGAGACCAGCAGCACCACUUCGGCGGAUGAGACCAGCUCCAGCUCCAGCGACGUUCCUGCUACUACCUCGGCCGAGGAGACCACUACCAGCACCGAGUCUCCCGAGACUCCUGCGACCAGCGCUGUCGUGACUACCGAGACUAUUACCACCAGCUACCAGACCACCUCGACCAUCUUCACCACGGAGACCAAGACCAUCACUCAGUGCGAGCCUACCGUUACGAGCUGCCCGGCCGGCACUCCCUCGGUCACUACUACCGUCGUCACUAUUGCCAUCUCGACCACUGUUUGCCCCGUCACCGAGACCCUGACGACGGUCGUUAGCAGCAAUAUCCCUGUCGCCACCUCCGAGGCUUCUUCUAGUGUCAGCCCGACCUUCACUACCAGCUCGGUCAAGCCGGUCGAGACCGUCCCGGUCCCCGAGCUCGUCCCGUCCUGCCUCAACACCUUCUUGUACCUGGUUAGCUGCGCCGACAACACUGACGCCGAGUGCUACUGCCCCAAUGCCGAGUUCGUCAAGAACGUCUAUGAGUGCUUCUAUGCUCACGGCAAGACCGACGAGAUCAUCUCCGAGGCCGUCACCUUCUUCCAGGGCAUCUGCGGCAAGUGGGCUCCCGAGAACCCGGCCAUCGCUACCGAUGCCACCGUCACCUCCUACAUCACCGUCACUGCCACCCCGACAGUCGUUCCUGUCUAUACUACCAUCGUCGUCGACAUCACCACCGUCGUGCCUUGCACCGAUGAGGCCGGCAGCACCAUCCCGAGCUCGUCAACUACCGUUACUGUUUCGACCUCGCUCACUGUCCCGCAGGUCGACUUCACCACCGCCCCGGCUGGUAACGUCGACCUUGUUCCUAUCACCAGCGAUGCUCCGGUCGUCCCCGAGCCCACUACUACUACUACCUUCGGCAUCCCGACCAGCUCGGCCACGGGCACCGGUGCCCUCUUCCCGACCACCACUGCUCCCGUCUUCGUCGGAGCUGGCGAGCGCGUCGGUGCUAGCUUCGGCAUGGCCGCUGCCGUUGCGGCCAUGGCCGUCUUUGCUCUGUAA